GAAGUUGGUGGAAAGCAAACGGUUUGUGGGUUAUGGAGAAACAAACAGAACAUGAAGAAAUUUGUGGUGAGAGCAGGGCCAAAGAGAAUAUGCUUUGACAGGGAAUGCAGAGAAUCCUUAUUAUCUGGGAUAAAUAAGCUUGCUGAUGCUGUUUCUGUCACCUUAGGACCUAAAGGACGCAAUGUUGUUGUUUCAGAAUCUGGGACAGUUAAAGUAAUUAACGAUGGUGUCACAAUUGCCCGAACCAUAGAGCUUCAAAAUGCUAUUGAGAAUGCAGGAGCAAUGCUAAUCCAAGAGGUUGCAACUAAAACAAAUGAUUUAGCUGGUGAUGGUACUACCACUGCAAUUAUUUUGGCUCGAGAGAUGAUCAAAUCUGGGUUGUUGGCUGUUGCUUUUGGAGCUAACCCUGUUUGCUUAAAGAAAGGAAUGGAUAAGACUGUAAAAGAACUGAUCAAAGUAUUGAAGAAGAAAAGCUUUCCUGUAAAAGGGAGGGAUGAUAUAAAAGCCAUAGCUUCGAUUUCUGGUGGAAAUGAUGAAUUCAUUGGGAACUUGAUUGCUGAAGCUAUAAAUAAGAUUGGCCCUGAUGGAGUAAUCUCUAUUGAAUCUUCCUCAUCAUCCGAAACUUCUGUGAUAGUUGAAGAAGGAAUGAAGAUAGACAAGGGCUACAUGUCACCCCAGUUCAUCACAGAUCAGGAGAGAUCUAUUGUGGAGUUUGAAAAUGCUAAAGUUUUGGUGACAGACCAAAAGGUAUCAACAGUCCAAGAGAUUGUUCCUUUACUAGAGAAGACUACCCAGCUGAGUGUCCCACUGCUAAUAAUUGCUGAGGAUAUAUCAAGGCAAGUUCUGGAGACACUGGUCGUGAAUAAGGUGCGAGGUGUGCUUAAUGCUGCUGUAGUUAAAUGCCCAGGGUUUGGAGAGGGAAAGAAAGCACUGUUGCAAGAUAUUGCUCUGAUGACAGGUGCUGAUUUUCUCUCUGGAGAUUUAGGCCUGACCCUUGAGGGUGCAACCUCUGAUCAGCUUGGUAUUGCACAAAAAAUAACCAUAACAGCUAACUCUACAACUAUUGUUGCUGACUCUUCUACUAAAGCUGAAAUUCAAGCAAGAAUUUUGCAGAUAAAGAAGGAUCUUGCCAACACAGAUAGCUCAUAUCUGUCAGGAAAGCUCUCAGAAAGAAUUGCAAAACUCUGCGGUGGUGUAGCUGUUAUUAAGGUAGGAGCUCACACUGAGAUGGAACUCGAGGAUCGAAAGCUAAGAAUUGAGGAUGCAAAAAGUGCCACAUUUGCUGCCAUGGAUGAAGGUAUAGUGCCCGGUGGCGGGUCCACAUAUGUUCACCUCUUAGAAGAGAUUCCUGUCAUAAAGAAGAACCUGGAAGAUCCAGACGAGAAGAUUGGUGCUGACAUUGUAGGGAUGGCUCUUCUUGCACCAGCAAAAAUAAUUGCAGCUAAUGCUGGAGUAGAUGGGGAUGUAGUUGUUGAGAACAUUAGUGCUUCUGAUUGGCAAAUCGGAUACAAUGCAAUGACUGGCACCUUUGAAGACCUUCUUGCCGUUGGAGUGAUUGACCCUUCUAAGGUUUCAAGGUGUGCACUUCAAAAUGCAGUCUCGGUUGCGGGUAUUGUCCUAACAACUCAAGCUGUAUUGGUGGAGAAAACCAAGCUUCCCAAGCCACCUGUUCCUCUUGUUCCUGGAAUAUCUCCUUAG
Molecule: messenger RNA, 1698 nt
Organism: Ilex paraguariensis (yerba mate)
Lineage: Eukaryota; Viridiplantae; Streptophyta; Magnoliopsida; Aquifoliales; Aquifoliaceae
Source: the annotation of a GenBank genome assembly